AUGGGCGACUUGGUGGGCAAAAUUACAGACAUGGAAGGAAUGCGAGAAGAAGAUGACCGAGAUGAAAUUGAGGAUGUCAGUCUGGAUCAACUACACUCGAGAGACCAAGAUCAAGGAACAUCGCCGUCGAAAUGUGGCGGAUCGGACCUGUCAUCAAUGAUGAGUGUACAGCCUGGGACGGGACAUGUGACCGGUGAUCCGUUGAACGACAAGUGCGACGCAUCUAUGUCGCAAAAAAACGGACAGGGAUCCAUCACCUAUCAACCAGGCACAUCGGAUCUGGACCUUACCUGGGACUCAGAUCAAGAUUAUGAUGAAUGCGUGUAUUAUCAUGAAGGAAGCGAUAUAUACGCCGAAGAUGUCGAUGAUCAGAUGGCGGUACUGCCGGAAGUACCUGUGACGACGGAAGAUACUCCGGAGGAGAUUGAGCGACUUCGCCAAAAGAUCUGGAAGUUCCGACAUCUCUUGAUCGGUAAGGGAAAUGCCCUUCCGCCGGCAGCUAGAGGCGUGGUGUGUGAUAUCGAUGUCGGGGGAGCGAGACCUAUCGCCCUCAAGUGCCGUAAGUUGCGGAUCCAGUUCAGGGAGAAGCUGGCAGACCUGAGCAAGGGUCUAUUGUCUGCCAAGAUGAUUAACUAUUCCAGAUCACCAUGGACUUCCCCAAUCGUGGUGAUCAUUAAGAAGUAUGGG
This is a messenger RNA of Phytophthora megakarya, 687 nucleotides long. The record is from the annotation of a GenBank genome assembly. NCBI's taxonomy places the organism in Eukaryota, Oomycota, Peronosporomycetes, Peronosporales, Peronosporaceae.